This is a messenger RNA of Trifolium pratense (red clover), 1724 nucleotides long. RefSeq names its product probable glycosyltransferase At3g07620. The transcript has 4 exons. Bases 74 to 1528 code for a protein of 484 amino acids. Gene Ontology annotation, molecular function: glycosyltransferase activity. Lineage: Eukaryota; Viridiplantae; Streptophyta; Magnoliopsida; Fabales; Fabaceae. The record is from RefSeq and is a predicted model, not a curated record.
UCUCAUUUUAUUUCUUUCUCAAACACCAAAUUCAUCACAUUAAUGAUUUUUUUUGAACAAGUUCAUCACAUUAAUGAUGAAAUCUUCUUUUAACAAGUGUUUCUCUUCCUCCACUAAUUCUUCUCAAUUUUUCACUCUCUUUUUCUUCUUCACAUUAUCAUUAACUGCACUAAUUCUUGUUUCUUGUUGGAAUCAUUCUCCAAAUAUCUCACCAUUUUUUGUUUCUUGGAAAUGGAAAGGAGAAGAAAAUUCUUCCUCAAUUGCACCAUAUGGUUCUCAUGAUGGUGAAAAGCUUAACACAAACUUUAAGCAUAAAGGUGCAAACAAAAAGAACCUUAGAGAUCACAAAUACACCAAGUUGGAAAGAAUUGAAUCAAAAUUGGUUAAAGCAAGGUAUUCCAUCAAAGAAGCUAGCAAAAUUCGAAAUUCGACAUCGAUUCAGCAUGACCAAGAUUAUGUUCCUCAUGGUCCAAUUUACAGAAAUGCCAAUGCUUUUCAUAGGAGUUACCUAGAGAUGGAAAAAAUGUUCAAGAUUUUUGUGUAUGAGGAAGGGGAGCCACCAAUGUUUCAUAAUGGUCCAAGCAAAGAUAUAUACUCAACAGAGGGAUUAUUCAUACAUGAAAUGCAAAUGGGAAGACACUAUCAUACUAAUGAUCCAAAUGAAGCUUUUGUGUAUUUUCUACCUUUCAGUGUGGUUAUGAUGGUUCAAUAUAUCUAUGUGCCUGGCGCAUAUGAUAGAAAUUCUAUUGGUCUUUCUAUAAAUGACUAUAUACAGAUUAUAUCUCAUAAAUAUCCUUUCUGGAAUCAAUCUUUAGGUCAUGAUCAUUUCAUGGUUUCUUGUCAUGAUUGGGGUCCAAUUGCAUCUGCUUACGUGGACAACUUGUUCAAUAAUUCAAUAAGGGUACUUUGCAAUGCAAAUACAUCAGAAGGAUUCAACCCAACAAAAGAUGUACCAUACCCUGAAGUGUUUCUCAAGACAGGAGAACUCACAGGUCUACUAGAAGGUUACCCUCCAUCUCAAAGGACAACCCUUGCUUUCUUUGCAGGUCAUUUGCAUGGUCACAUAAGAUACCUACUCCUCAAAACAUGGAAAAACAAAGACCAAGAUGUGCAAGUUUAUGAUGAAAUUCCUGAGGAUGUUUCUUAUCACUCAAAGCUUAAAAGCAGCAAGUUUUGUUUAUGUCCAAGUGGUUAUGAAGUAGCAAGUCAUAGAUUAACUGAAGCUAUAUAUUCAGAAUGUGUGCCUGUAUUGAUUUCUGAUAACUAUGUUCCACCUUUUAGUGAUGUUUUGAAUUGGAAAGCAUUUUCAGUUCAAAUAGAUGUGAAGGACAUUCCUAAUAUUAAGAAGAUACUUAUGGGAAUUUCACAAAGAAAGUACUUGAAGAUGCAGAGAAGAGUGAAACAAGUGCAAAGACAUUUUGUUCCUAAUGUUCCACCAAAGAGGUUUGAUGUUUUCCAUAUGACUAUCCAUUCCAUUUGGCUAAGAAGGUUGAACAUCCAUAUUCAUGAUGAUGAUCAGUCAUAUUAAAUUCUCAUGAUGGCUGUGACAAAUGACAGUUAUCAGAUUUUGUAGGUAUAGAAAAAUGUUUCUUUCUAUACAUUUGUUAAAACCUUAGGAUAUUAGAGAUAUAUUAGUCUUAUUGUAGAACAGAUUCAUUGUCAAUAUGUGAUUAGUUACUUUCUGUUAUUUUAAUUUGUUAAGUAAUCUUCUCAUUGUGAUUCUA